UUCCCUCUUUCUUUCCCCGGGACGCGUGUCAGGCGCAUCCACACGCGCCAUGUCUUCCGCUUCGACGGUGUUGCUGGGCCUGAUGGACGCCGCCGCCCCGCCCAUGGCCUGCGAGGGAGAAGGGAGCCACAGCAAGAUGGGCGGGGUUCCGGACUUCAUCCCUUCGGUGGUCUUGGCUCCUCCUUGUUGCGGGAUUUGUAGUUCUGCCUUGGUGCAUCUUCUGCAGAUCUCCUGUCCUCUGGAAGGCUCUCCGUUCCAGCGCCUCAUCCACAUCUUCGCUUGCGCCGGGAAAAGCUGCUGGGGGAAGUCGGAGAGCUGGAAAGUGCUACGAUCCCAGUAUUUGCAGGAAAUUGUAGAGCAAGGAUCCGAAGUAAACCAGAAGGAGGAAUGUGCAGUCGCCGCCAGCGAUUGGUGUGAAGGGGCCGACGACUGGGGAGAAGAUGGCGACGGAAUGGAACCCAUUGCAAGACACAGUCCUGGCGGUGCACCAGAGGUUGGUUGCGCCAUGCAGCUCCAAGGUCUCAGCCUGAGAGAGAGCCCCGUUCUCCACCCUGUGUCCCAUGAUGAUAAUAGUAAUAACAAUCACAGGGAUGGGCCAAACGGGCCCCGCUCUGUCCCUGCCUUCCGGCCUUAUUACAUCAGCGUCGUGGACGAAGCAGACUACCUGGGAUACCAGGAUACGGACCAUGCGCAGAAGCUCUUGCAGGAGUAUCAGCGGAAGGAAGGCCUUGCUUUGGAGCAGCUAAUGUCAGAAAGUUGCGCGUCUGGUGGUUACGAGGAGAAAUACGAGAAGAGCGGGAUUGGAAAGAGAGACCGGGUUUUCCACAGGUUCAUGAAACGGAUUUCUUCCUGCCCGGAACAGCUCUUACGGUAUUCCUGGAACGGAGAGCCUUUAUUCCUCGCCGCAACCGACGUCACAGCAGCCGGGGUCCCACCUUGCGGUCUCUGCCAAAGCAGGAGGGUCUUUGAGUUCCAGCUGAUGCCCGCAUUGGUCAACAUGCUCAAGCCCUUUUCAUCCAGGACGGAAGUGUCAGUGGAAUUUGGAACCGCCUUGGUUUUCACUUGCGAAAGGAGCUGCUGGCCCCCGAAUCAUCCGACCCCGUUGGAAGAAUAUAUUUAUGUACAAGAAGACCCAGAUCAACACCUGUUUAAAUAGCGUUAUAAUUUAUUGCACAAGUAAAAGUCUUUAUGUACA
This is a messenger RNA of Anolis sagrei ordinatus, 1195 nucleotides long. It is a transcript of the gene PDCD2L, whose product is annotated as programmed cell death 2 like. Gene Ontology annotation, biological process: apoptotic process. Lineage: Eukaryota; Metazoa; Chordata; Lepidosauria; Squamata; Anolidae. The record is from RefSeq and is a predicted model, not a curated record. Gene Ontology annotation, cellular component: cytoplasm.